AUGCCAGCAAACAGCAGCACUGGCUUCCAUCCAAAAGAAUUUAUACUUACUGGAUUUCCUGGGAUUGAAGACAAGCAGCAUUGGCUCUCAAUUCCUUUCUUCAUUAUGUACACCAUGGCUGUAGCUGGGAAUGCUACCACAAUUUUAAUCAUCAAGACAGAACAAAGCCUCCAUGAACCGAUGUAUUUGUUUAUCUGUAUGCUAGCUACUAUAGAUGUUACUUUAGCAAUUACCAUUCUAAGUAAAUUACUGGCAAUAUUAUGGUUUGAUGCCAAGACUAUAACAUUUGAAGCCUGUAUUAUACAAAUGUUUAUAAUACACUUCUUCACUGCAAUGGCUGCUUCUCUAUUAGUUGUAAUGGCAUUUGACAGAUAUUUAGCAGUGUGCAAUCCAUUAAGAUAUCCAGAUAUUGUAACAAAUAAAUUUGUUUCUAUAGUGUUUGUGAUAGUAAUAGCAAGAAGUUUAGGUUUAAUAUUACCUUUGCCAGUGUUUGCCAUUGAAUUUCCAUAUUGUGUAACCAACAUUAUCCCUCAUUGCUACUGUGGGGUGUCUGAUCUUAUUAAUAUGGCAUGUGGAAAUGUUGAUGUACCUUUAUUUUAUGUAAAAUGCUUGUUUAUUUUAAUGACUAUGCCAGACAUGGUAUCAAUUGCCAUAUUAUCAUUUGUAUUGAACAAUGUUCAUCUUUAUAUUAAUGUCAUGGCAGCAGUCUUAUAUAUAGUAUUUCCUGCUACUUUGAACCCAUUCAUAUACUGCAUAAGAAUUAAAAGGAUUCGUGAAAAGAUAAAAAGGGAAGGGCUUCAGGAAGAGAGUCUCCUAAAUCUGCUAGCUAAAGUUAUUUCAUUUGGACUAAUCAUUUGUACUCUGUUACAUGUAGAAAAAUGGGGAAAACGGUUGAUGAUUAUUUUUCUGAGGAUGACUGUUCAGAAAACUGCUGGCCCGUUCUGA
Molecule: messenger RNA, 945 nt
Organism: Protopterus annectens (West African lungfish)
Lineage: Eukaryota; Metazoa; Chordata; Ceratodontiformes; Protopteridae
Product: olfactory receptor 52E8-like
Exons: 3
Coding region: 1-945 (314 amino acids)
Biological process (GO): G protein-coupled receptor signaling pathway
Cellular component (GO): membrane
Molecular function (GO): G protein-coupled receptor activity; olfactory receptor activity
Source: RefSeq, a predicted model, not a curated record